UCAAGACUUUAAGUGCCUGAUGAAAUAAGUAUUCAGUCCAAAUUGAAGUUGUGCGAGAAACAUGAAGCGUCGAAUUCUGUUUAGUGUUGUUUCAGCAUUAUUAGUCUAUUACAUUUCAUUUCAACCAGUGAGCGGGAACGAUGGGUCUCCAUCAGCUGAAACGGAAACUGGAAUCUUGGAGCCAUUUUUGCGUAAAAUUGGCUGUGGCGGAAAAGAUAUUUUGGAGUUGACUCUCUUUGAAUUGGGACGAGUACAGCAGUUCUUUGAAAACAAAGUUCGUGAAGAAAAAAAGCGUACCCUCGAAGAGAAAAAGCAGCGUUUGUUCUACCAGUCCAAGAUAAAUAUAGCAGAUUGGGUCGAAUCGCUGUUUGUAAAGUGUUGGCCUGGUUGGGCUGGUGCUCGAAUUCCCAAACAAUAUCCCACAGAAUAUUGGACAAUCUUAUUACUGAACAUAGAAAACCAAAAAAUAUUGAAUUUAAAAAUGCAGCUGAAAAAACUCGAAAUAUCAAACGAAUUCUUCGUCAACACUGUGGAAUAUUUUCUAAAACUUGGAAACCUCCAAGCUGAUCUCCAAGCUUAUAAGUUAAUGACAAAUAAUGAGAAAAAAGAAGCGAUAAAACUUUUGAAUGAACAAUACCAGGAAGAUGGAAAACCAAAAGUGAUGAAAAUACUGAUGCUAGGACUAAACGAACAAUUUUCAACCACAAACGACGAAAAAGAAAUACGUGAAUUACAAACAAAUGUAAUGGCUGAUACAGAAAGUAUGCAUUCCGUUAGAGAACAACGAAAUUCACUUAGAGUUUUGUACUUUCCGAAAUGUAAAUCACCCUUAUGUAAGGAAGAUGCGGUAAAAUUGCAAUUAAGAAACGCAGCCAAUGCUUUCAAAAUGGCAAAUUAUGGCAACAACGAAGGAGUAAUAAAUCCACUCGCAGUGGUUGCAACCACCAACGGCACCUUUGUCCUGUUUGAGAGUUUCAAAGAUGCGUACUCCAUUUGGUGCACACGACACGAGAUGGAGUUUGCCAUUGAUGAAAUGGAUGGAAUAAGAAUUAUUGAUGCCAAUGAACUGGCUUUAUUCGAAGUAAAGGAAAAUGAACCUUCUCACCUCGUUGUAAAGGUUGAAAGUAAAUCAGGCAAAAACAAUGGGUCUCCAUCAGCUGAAACGGAAACUAGAAUCUUGGAGCCAUUCUUGCGUAAAAUUGGCUGCGGCGGAAAAACUCUUGAUAAGUUGACCCCCUUUCAAUUGAGACAAGUACAUGAGUUCUUUGAAAGCAAAGUUCGUGAAGAAAAAAAGCGUACCCUCGAAGAGAAAAAGCUGCGUUUGUUAUACCAGUCCACGAUAAAUAUAGCAGAGUGGGUCGAAUCGCUGUUUGCAGAGUGUUGGCCUAGUUGGGCUGGUGCUCGAAUUCCCAAACAUUAUCCCAAAGAAUAUUGGACAAUCUUAUUACUGAACAUAGAAAACCAAAAAAUAUUGAAUUUAAAAAUGCAGCUGAAAAAACUCGAAAUAUCAAACGAAUUCUUCUUCGAAACUGUGGAAGAUCUUCUAAAAUUUCGAUACCUCGGAGCUCAUCCGGAAAUGUUACUUGAUGAGGAAGAAGAAGCGAUAAAACUUUUGAAUGAAGAAUACCACGCAGAUGAAAAACCAAAAGUGAUAAAAAUACUGAUGCUAGGACUAAACGAACCACUUUUAACCACAAUGGACGAAAAAGAAAUAUGUGAAUUACAAACAAGUGUAAAGGCUGAUACAGAAAAACAACGAAAUUCACUUAGAGUUUUGUACUUUCCGAAAUGUAAAUCACCCUUAUGUGAGGAAGUUGCAGUAGAAUUGCAAUUAAAAAAUGCAGCCAAUGCUUACAAAAUGGCAAAUGAUGACAACAACGAAGAAGUAAUAAAUCCACUCGCAGUGGUUGCAACCACCAAUGGCACCUUUGUCCUGUUUGAGAGUUUCAAAGAUGCAUACUCCAUUUGGUGCACACGAAACAAGAUGCACUUUGCCAUAGGUGAAAUGGAUGGAAUAAGAAUUAUUGAUGCAAAUGAACUGUGUUUAUUCGAAGCAAAGGAAAAUGAACCUUCUUACCUCGUUGUGAAGGUCGAAAGUAAAUUAGGCAAAACAAUUGCUGAUACGUACGAUGUAAUCUCAAACAAAGACUUCAAUAAUCCGCCACUCGAGUCGUUAAUUCAAAGAUCUGCGGGGAGUCAAUCCGAGGAAAAUGGUAAAAUAUCGGUACUUUAUUGCUACGGCCAUGCAAUAAAAGCUUUAUCGACUUACGGGAAAUUAAAAAAAACAAUCGAUAAAUCCGCAAAUAAUGUUACCCUAACGUGCAUUCCAACAAAUCAAACCCUGAACAUGCGAAUUCUGAACGAUGAAGAAGUCACUAAGUUGAAGCAACAACAGUAGAAACGCAGUUUGAGCAGUGGAGGAUGUGAUAGCCCUGGCCCUGGACAUUUGAUCUCCUCGAAUAACAGUAGUAAUCCUAGUACCUACGCCAUUCAGUUCUCCUAGACAAGGAUCUUCUAAGUAGUUACGAUGAUAGUAAAAUCAUCUGUGAAUAGUAUACUAGUACAUAAUAUUAUAUUCAUACGCAUC
Messenger RNA from Planococcus citri (citrus mealybug), 2587 nucleotides. RefSeq lists its product as uncharacterized. NCBI's taxonomy places the organism in Eukaryota, Metazoa, Arthropoda, Insecta, Hemiptera, Pseudococcidae. The record is from RefSeq and is a predicted model, not a curated record. The transcript is spliced from 15 exons. Bases 62 to 2398 code for a protein of 778 amino acids.